GGAAAAAAAAGUGAAGUGAAUUUGAAUUGAAUUUUCAGUUUAUUUUUAAAACUAUAAAAAUUCAAUCUUAAAUGAUGCUGGGUGUCUGUUUUACUGCCAAUCUGUUUCACGCCUCAUCGAGAGCAUAAUAAACAGAAAUAGGUGUCUCAUUUUGGAAUCUUCAGUGUGAAGAAGAGGGGAAUAUAAAAUAUUUUGGAAAAAAUUAAAAAAAAAAAAACAACCACGCAGUCAAGAUAAGAAAUAGUGCUAAAAAAUUUUUAUUGCGCUUUUUAUGCAAGGCUCAUCGAAAAAAAUUUGAAAAAAAUAUAUAUAACAACAAACGAAUCGAUACGAAUUGAAUUAAAAUUGGAGAUAUGGUUUAUAUGCAUUGAGUGUUAAUUGUGUUUUAUGCCAAACGAAGCUAAAUUUAAAAAUUUUCUCACGAAAAAUUAAUAAAUUUUUGUAUAAUAACUUGUUAAAGUCAGAUAAUAACAAAAUUAUCAAGGAAUUGAACAAAUCAAAAAUUCUUCAAAAAUAAUUUUAUGAUUUUCCAAAUUCCUGAACAAAAUUCUAAGAAAGAGUGCGUGCUAUAGUUUAACCAGUUAAGUGAAUACUUAAGUGAGUGGUGAGUGAUAUGUGACAAACUAAUGUCGUCGUCUGGUCGUCUUUAAUAAAGUGAAGUCAUUUGACUGACAUUUCUGGUGACAAGUUAAAACUUUAUGAUACUGAUUGUCUACUUCACGAUCACCACUAUUAUAAUGGGACCUUAAUCGGUAGCUCCAGCAGCAGAUACAAAGUUUUGCAAUUUGCGCCGCCUCAGCAGUCAGCAGCAAAGAAGAACAACAACCUCCAAUCCACACACUCGACAACUUAGCUCUGCAGCACUUUUGUUUGCUAUCUCUCACCUUCCCUCGUUGACCCGAUGGCUUGUGAAGAUAGUUCCCAUGCACCUGAGCUUGUGAAAUUCGCUUACAUGCUUUUCGACUUCAGUUACAUUUGAUUGAAACGGAAAUCGGAAGCCAGCAGCCGCAAAUAACAUGAACUGGCAGUUCUAUUGGACAUUAUUGGCUUUAAUGCAGAUGUUUCUUUUAAGUGAGAGCAGUCAUGUACCAUUGGCUAAAGAACAACACCAACAACAACAACAACCCCUACAACUACUACAACAAGAGUUACAAACGGAAGUUAACGCUUCAAUAGGUCAUUUGCCAACACACCCUGCUGUUAGCCAGCAGGCCAACCUGCAGUCGGCCAACCCAAACAGAAGACAUUUUGAACAACACCGACGACCUCAUCAGGAAAAUGUCCAUCAUGGACACAAUGGGCAACGGGUGCAUCGUCUGCAUUCAUAUGAGAAUCGCCGCCACUAUCAUCUCCAUUCUUCACCACAUCAUCGCCAUCAUCAUAGUCAUCGGCGUCCCCAACCACAUCACAGUUGGGUGUCACGACGACCGCCACACCAACACCAGGGGCAUAACCACUUUGGACGUUGGUCCCCUUGGUCAUCUUGCUCCCCCGAUUGUAUGAGGCGACGAGAACGUUACUGCAAAGUAAAGCGGAAAUGUGGUCACACCAAACACAUAGAGGAGCGUAAAUGUCGUAGAUGUCAUCCGGUAACGGAUGAUAGUAAAUGGUCAACAAGUACUACGUCCAACAGUCUAGCACCGCAUGGAGCCCACACUCCACAACAGCCGCAGCAGCAGCAGCAACAACAACAACAGCAACAAAUCUCCAGCAAUACAGCCCCAACCAUAAUCAUUAAUGCAGCAGCAGCUGCUGCCUCUGCACCCAUAGCAACGGCAACAAGUGUCCCCACUGCAUCACCACAUACACAGCCCACACUGAUUGUUGGAACACCAACUGAGCUGAAUAAACAUCAUCCUGUAAUACAAAGUGACGAGCUAAUAGCCCAACAUGUGACCGCUGGUAGCUAUGCCGACGACGACGAUGAUGAUGAUGAAUCGGAUUUUUAUGUCAUAAAGGCCAAAAGAAAAAGGCCACCUCAGCCUAGACCGUCGAUAGUCAGUUACCCAGAUAUACCGGUGCACCAUGACAUACAUGAGGAUUUCUAUUCUGAUGAACAAGCGGAAGAUGCGCUCAAUGAGUUGGGUUCAGCUCAGCCACCUUUUGAAUAUUUGGAAUCCUCUUCCAAUCAAAUAAGGACAAUACUAAGACCAAAUCGUUACAAUGCUCAGCGACAACACCAUGGUCCAGCGCAUCGACAUCAACAUCAGCGCCAUAAUAAUGGGGGCCAACGCAAGCUAAAGGGAGCCAAUGGUGGCGGCGGUACUUUUGAUGAAAGUCUGGAGGGCGAUGUCUUUCAAUAUGAAGAUUUCGAUAUAGACCUUAGCCAUGGUGAUAAUCAGGAAAAUGGCGAUGUCUCCUAUGAAGAUUUUGCCGACUACGCGGACUAUAGAAAUGGCAGCAUACCCAUACCACCAUCUAAGGAAAGGGCCACACCUGAGCAUUUGAUACCAAAGCAUAGGCGAAUUUACUCCAAAUGGAGUAGAUGGACGAAAUGUACACCAAAGUGUACAACGCGGAGAUAUAAAAAAUGUCGCGUUCGCGAACAAUGUGGCCGAGAGGUAUUGCGUGAAAUUGCCUAUUGCUAUACCGAGGGUAGUUUCUGCCAACAAUGGUUGCAGGCUCAAGUUCAAAAAUCUCCCGCCUAUGAAUUGAGGCCUGCAGCGACGCGCCGUCGAGAUGUAAGCGAUGAUGGUACACUGUCGAAUUCCAUUGUCAGUGAUUUCAUAAUGAAUGGCAAAGGCUAUCGUGGACCCGAAUAUACGCCAAUGAAGUUGAAAUGUGGCAUAGCACCAAUACGCAGCAAUAAACGCAAUAUGUAUAAUAUGCUGAAAAUUAUUGGUGGCAAGGCGGCGCGUAAAGGUGAAUGGCCAUGGCAGGUGGCAAUAUUUAAUCGAUUUAAGGAAGCUUUCUGCGGUGGCACCUUGAUUGCUCCCCAAUGGAUUCUGACAGCAGCCCAUUGCGUACGCAAAGUUUUGUAUGUUCGCCUGGGUGAACAUAAUUUAGACCAUGAGGAUGGCACAGAACUACAUUUAAAGGUUCUUAAGAGCUUUAAGCAUCCCAGUUUCGAUAAGAAAACGGUUGAUAGUGAUGUGGCCUUAUUGAAACUUCCAAAACCCGUCAACACAACAACCUGGAUAGGUUUCUCUUGCCUGCCAAAACCCUAUCAACCUCUGCCCAAGAACAUGGAAUGUACUGUCAUCGGUUGGGGAAAACGCCGCAAUCGUGAUGUGGCUGGUACCAGUGUCUUGCAUCAAGCUGAAGUUCCCAUCAUAUCCAUGGACAAUUGCCGUUCUGUGUACUACGAUUAUACAAUAACCAAAAAUAUGUUCUGUGCUGGCCACAAACGUGGACGCAUUGAUACCUGUGCUGGAGAUUCGGGUGGUCCCUUGUUAUGCCGUGAUACUACCAAACCAAAUCAUCCAUGGACCAUAUUUGGCAUUACCUCAUUCGGUGAUGGUUGUGCGAAACGCAAUAAAUUCGGUAUUUAUGCCAAAGUGCCCAAUUAUGUGGAUUGGGUAUGGUCGGUCAUCAAUUGCAAUGGAAAUUGUAAAAUGCAUCAGCGUCUAUAGGUAAGGUCAGCAGAGUAAAACUCCAAUGAAGAAAAAAUAACAAAAAACGCCCAAUAGUGUUUGUAAGCAUAUGUAUGUAAGUAGAAGACGAAAUUUUUAUGUAUAUGUUCAUUUAUGGAUUUCAGUGAGUAAGUUUUAGCUUUAUGAUUUAUGUAUGAUUUUUAUUUAUUCACAAUUUUCAGUUUUAUUCAUAUUUGUAAAAAACUUUGUGUAUUUUAUUUUUUUUUUGUUAAAACUUCAAAUGGGUAAUGAUGUGUUGUUUGUAUGAAGCUUGGAUUUAUCAGGCAUGAACAGAUUUUUGGUCUAAGAUACUCUUACAAUUUAUAUUUUCUAUGAUUAUUUACGUAUGAUUUAUGAGGUUUUGGUCUAAGCUGGCACAGUGGGUGUGAGUUAAGACAGCGCAAGCAAAAAGUUGAUACCAAGAAUAUGAUUUAUUAAGAAGAAUUUUUUAAACAGGUAAAAUUUGAUAUAAUUGGAUUCAAUUACCCAAUAUUCAUCUUUGCUCUCCAUAUCCCUUAUAUCUUUACCUUAUACUUGACCUUACGAUCAAGAAUUGAUAUAAUUAAGAGUCAGAGCACUCUUUUCCCAUCGCUACUUUGGUAUCAGAUGGGAUUACAUUUGCCUAGAAUUCGCUCUGAUGUUGAAACAUACAGACGUCUGCACAGCGAUCUCAAAGAAAGUACCAGAAGAUACAAGCGAAAAUGGAUCUUAAGCACUACCAAAGAAAUGCGGCUAGCAGCAGAAACACACCGAACCAGUGACCUUUUUAUACUCACCACAGAAGGAUGGGGGCAUAUUAACUUUGUCAUUACGUUUGCAACAUAUCGAAAUAUCCAUUUCCGACCCUAUAAAGUAUAUAUAUUCUUGAUUUGCGUUAAAGUCUAAGACGAUCUAGCCAUGUCCGUCCGUCUGUCUGUUGAAAUCACGCUUUAGUUUUUAAAAAUAGAGAUAUUGAGCUGAAAUUCUUUUUUUUGUCCAUAAGCAGGUUAAGUUCGAAGAUGGACUAUAUCUUGAUAUAGCCCCAUAUAGACCGAUCCGCCGAUUUAGGGUCAUAGGCCCAUAAAAGCCACAUUUAUUAUCCGAUUUUGCUGAAAUUUGAGACAGUGAGUUGUGUUAGGCCAGUCAACAUCCUUCUUCAAUUUGUCCAGAUUAGGAUAUAGCUGCCAUAUAGACCGAUCUCUCGAUAUAAGGUUUUGGGCUCAUUAAAGGCGUAUUUAUUGUCCGAUGUCGCCGAAAUUUGGGACAGUGAGUUGUGUUAGGCCCUUCAACAACUUUCUGCAAUUUGGCCCAGAACGGUCCAGAUUUGAAUAUACCUGCCAUAUAGACCGAUCUCUCGAAAUAAGGUUUUGGGCCCAUUAAAGGCGCAUUUACUGUCCGAUUUGUUACUGUGAGUGUUGUUAGGUUCUUCGACAACUUUCUGCAAUUUGUCCAGAUCGGUCCAGAUUUGGACAUAUAGACCGAUCUCUCGAUUUAAGGUUUUGGGCCCAUAAAAGCGCAUUUUUUUGUCCGAUUUUGCAGAAAUUUGAGACAGUGAGUUGUGUUAGGCUCUUCGACGUCCUUCUGCAAUUUGGCCCAGAACGGUCCAGAUUUGAAUAUAGCUGCCAUAUAGACCAAUCUCUCGAUUUAAGGUUUUGGGCCUAUAAAAGGCGCAUUUAUUGUCCCAUGUCGCCGAAAUUUGGGACAGUGAGUUAAGUUAAGCCCCUCGACAUAUCUCUGCAAUUUGGUUUAGAUCGAUCAAGAUUUAGAUAUAGCUGGCAUAUAGACCGAUCUCUCGAUUUAAGGUUUUGGCCCAAUGAAAGGCGCAUUGAUUGUCCGAUGUCACCGAAAUUUGGGACAGUGAGUUGUGUUUGGAGCUUCGAAAUUUUUCUGCAACUUGUCCCAAAUCGGUUCAGAUUUGGAUAUAGCUGCCAUAUAGACCGAUCUCUCGAUUUAAGAUCUUGGGCCCAUAAAAGGCACUUUUAAGUCCGAUUUUGCCGAAAUUUGGGACAAAGGUUCUUUGACAACUUUCUGCAAUUUGGCCCAGAUCGGUCCAGAUUUGAAUAUAGCUGCCAUAUAAACCGAUCUCUCGAUAGGAGGUUUUGGGCCCAUCAUCAUGUACCAUUUGUCGAUGAAGCUGCUAUGGGGGCAUAAAUUAUGCAUUUUUCAACGGAUUAUGAGGAAAGGUGGUUUACAUAUAUACCCGAGGUGAUGGGUAUCCCAAGUUUGGCCAGGCCGAACUUAACGCCUUUUUACUUAUUCUACUUGCUAAGAGACGAAUAAAAACUCGGCUAUAACAUCGAAACCUCUGCGAGAUAAUCAAGAAGAGAAGCAACUCUAACUAUGGCACGAAUUCUACCACUCAAUACUGUCGCUUUCCAAUGCAAAUGAGCAAACGUUAUGCCCUUGCACACACCAUACAGAUAAUGCGAAUAUUUCUACAAACUCACUCUACCUCGGGUAUCUGAGAUAUACCAAGCCAUUCAAUCUUUGAAAAACAACAAAGUCUCAGGUCCGAACAACAUUUCACCCGAGUUAUGAAGGGCAGACCCCGGCAUAAGCGUCUAAAUACUAUUAUUACCCCCUAUUCACCGUAGCGCAGAGGUUAGCAUUUCCGUCUAUGACGCUGAACGCCUGGGUUCGAAUCCUGGCGAGAUCAUCAGAAAAAAAAUUUUCACCGGUGAUUUUCUCCUCCUAAUGCUGGCAACAUUUGUGAGGUACUAUGCUAUGUAAAACUUCUCUCCAAAGAGGUGUCGCACUGUGCCACGCCGUUCGGACUCGGCUAUAAAAGAGAGGCCCCUUAUCAUUGAGCUUAAACUU
Molecule: messenger RNA, 6368 nt
Organism: Stomoxys calcitrans (stable fly)
Lineage: Eukaryota; Metazoa; Arthropoda; Insecta; Diptera; Muscidae
Exons: 7
Coding region: 1017-3572 (851 amino acids)
Biological process (GO): proteolysis
Molecular function (GO): serine-type endopeptidase activity
Source: RefSeq, a predicted model, not a curated record